AUGGUAUGUAUAAAUGCACAUUCAGAUGGGAGUGGCCAAGAAGCGCAAACGGACCAAACAGAACCGUUGGAUUUAUCAAUAUCAAAAGUGAAAGAGAAAGGAGAUGGAUCACAAGGCUUAUCAAUGGAAAGAGAGGAUGAAGAAGAGAUUGGAUUGCAAGUGUUUCAAACAAAACCCCUAGAUUUAUCAGCUCCAAGAAUGGAAAAGGAAGGAGAUGAAUCGCAAGGCUUAUCAGUGGAGGGAGUGAGUGAUAAACGAAUUGAAUCGCGGCGUCAGCUCGUUCCAAUCGAAACACUGGUGGAAGUAGUAGAACUAUCGAAGCAAGAAGAAAAGACCAGAAAGAAGCACCUUUGCAAUAUGUGUGGGAAGGAAGUAAUAAAUAUGAAAGAACAUAUGAUGACCCAUACCGGUAAGAAGCUGUACAGUUGUCCCACAUGCGGAAAGGAUUUCGCUCGCUCCAAUAGUAUGAAAAGGCAUAUGAUUGUUCAUACCGGUGAGAAACGGCACAGCUGCCCGAUAUGCAAAAUGAAUUUCACUCAGUCCAUCAGUAUGAAAAAACAUAUGAUAAUUCAUACUGGUGAGAAACCGUACAGUUGUCCGGUAUGCAGAAAAAGUUUCGUACGAAAACACAGUUUGCAGUCUCACAUGGCAACUCAUGACAAGAAUAGACCUAUCCAUAACUGCACUGUAUGCAGUAAAGGUUUUUAUAGUAAAUACCGUUUGAAAUCGCACAUGCACAGUCAUUAA
Molecule: messenger RNA, 747 nt
Organism: Brugia malayi
Lineage: Eukaryota; Metazoa; Nematoda; Chromadorea; Rhabditida; Onchocercidae
Exons: 2
Coding region: 1-747 (248 amino acids)
Biological process (GO): regulation of transcription by RNA polymerase II
Cellular component (GO): nucleus
Molecular function (GO): RNA polymerase II cis-regulatory region sequence-specific DNA binding; DNA-binding transcription factor activity, RNA polymerase II-specific
Source: RefSeq, a predicted model, not a curated record